This is a messenger RNA of Brassica oleracea var. oleracea, 1044 nucleotides long. Its product is annotated as putative F-box protein At5g62660. Lineage: Eukaryota; Viridiplantae; Streptophyta; Magnoliopsida; Brassicales; Brassicaceae. Bases 1 to 1044 code for a protein of 347 amino acids. The transcript has 2 exons. The record is from RefSeq and is a predicted model, not a curated record.
AUGGACUUUACGGAGCACUAUGGAUUUAGUGACGGAGGAGAUUCUCACGAGACUGCCUGUGAAAUCUCUAAAGAGAUUCAUGUGUGUUUCAAAGCUCUGGCUAACGCUCAUCAGCUCACGAUAUUUCACCCACCGUUUCCUUAUACAGUCCCUUCCCCUCGUCUUUACAUGUGUUUAUGGGAUGUAAACAACUACCUUGACACUGAAAUACUCUCAUCGGCUCCUCAAGACGCUAAUACUACUACUACUACUCCAUCUGCCUUUUUAGUUGACCACGAUCUGACCACCCCACGGAUGGGAAGCUACAUCUUGCAAAAUCUUGGUGGCUUCAUGUGCUACGUCUAUUGGAAUAAGCUUCGAAUCUAUAACCCUGCCACCAGACAACUUGUCACCUUACCCUUCAAAAAGUCCGACCACAUGAUCGUACCACCAGGAGGAAAAAAAAUCGUCCGCUACUAUUUCGGAUACGACCCUCUUAACCACAAGUACAAAGUGGUCUCCUCGAUUAGCGUACACCUAAAACAGAAUAUGGAAGUGAUCAGUUCAGAGAAUUGGGUAUUUGUACUAGAAGGUGGACUAUGUUUCUGGAAAAAGGCUGCUCUAACCUCACCGGACUUUUGUCCUCACGUGCCUUGCAAAAUGGAAGGACUGUGUAUCGAUGGGGUUAUAUACUACAUGGCUUUGCUUGGUCCGUUUGAAUAUGUGUUUGUUAGUUUCGACGUUAAAUCCGAAGAGUUCAACAUGAUCCAAAUACCUCGCAGGGACGGCGACGAGCUGCUUGAAAGGUUUCAGAAUGUGGGUCUUUUGGAGUAUGGUGGAAAACCAACUCUUUUUGACCAAACAAAUCUUAAAGACAAGGGUGUCGUGGCUUUAUGGUCUGUGGAAGAUGCCGGGAGCAAGAAAUGGUCGUGCAAGAGUCAGGUUGUGCAGCCUUCUCAACUGCAUCUGGUCAAUACCAUUACAUUCAAUGUGAAAGGUACAACUCAAAACGGCAAGAUUGAGAUCAGAGGUAUGUGUCGACGUGAUGUUUAUGGACCAGAGUGA